CCGGCGGGGAGGCGGGGGAGGUGUUUUCCAGCUUUAAAAGGGCCGGAGGCAGAGCGCGGCCCUGCGUCAGAGCGAGACCGGGAGGACUCCGAACUCGCCGGCGCAGUUGGCGCGCCGGAUCCGGCGGCCGGGCGCGGGCACCGGGGCGCGAGAGCACACCUCCGAGCCCCCGCCACGCCGCCAGCAAGCGCGGGCCCCAGGGCCGCGGCCGGGCCCGCCGCGCGCGCGCCAGCCCCCCAGUGACAGCUCUCCGGGCGCGCGUCCGCCGGGGCAGGGGGCUGCCCUCCCGGGGGACCCGGCCGGGGCGGCGGCGCCGAGCGCCCGCGCCUCGCGCUCCCCUCUCGCGCUCCCUGCUCCUCCUGCGCCCCGCCGCCGCCGCCGCCGCCGCCGCGUGGAUGCCAAGUACCAGAUUUCCAGCCCCUUCCAAGUUUCCACUCGGCCCUCCGGCCGCAGUCUGCGGGAGCGGAGAAACUUCGGGGCCCGCGCCGCCCUCCGGCGGCACCAUGAAGUCGGCGGAGGAAGAGCACUAUAGUUACGCGACCUCUAGCAUCAGCUCUGCUCUGCCUCCCGGCUCGGCUCGCCCCUCGCUGCCAGCUCCAUGCCACGACCUGCAGACCUCAGCGCCAGGCAUGCCGGCCGCUGCAGCAAGUCAGCCCCCGGGCUAUGGGGGGGCAGUGGACAGCAGGCCCUCGAGCUGCUUCCUCUCCUCCGGCCACGUCCGGCCCAACGGGGCCCCCGCCCUGGAGAGUCCUCGCAUCGAGAUCACCUCGUACCUGGGACUGCACCACGGCAGCAACCAGUUUUUCCACGACACGGAGGUAGAAGACGUCCCUCCCGGCUCCCAGCGACCCCCGUGCACGGCCACGCUGGGUCUGCCCGGCCUGGAGGCCUACCGCGACCCCUCCUGUCUGAGCCCGGCCAGCAGCCUGUCGUCCCGUAGCUGCAACUCCGAGGCCUCGUCCUUCGAGUCCGGCUUCUCGUACCCCUACGCGUCCCCGCAGACGUCCCCGUGGCAGUCGCCCUGUGUGUCCCCCAAGGCCACGGACCCCGAGGACGGCUUCCCCCGUGGCCUGGGGGCCUGCGGCCUGCUCGGCUCCCCCAGACACUCGCCCUGCACCUCGCCCCGCGCAAGCGUCACGGAGGAGAGCUGGCUGGGGGCCCGCACGUCCCGGCCCCCGUCCCCCUGCAACAAGAGGAAGUACGGCCUCAACGGCCGGCAGCUGGCCGGCUCCCCGCACGCCUCGCCCACGCCGUCCCCGCGCGGCUCGCCGCGGGUCAGCGUCACCGACGACACCUGGCUGGGCAACAGCACUCAGUACACCAGCUCCGCCAUCGUGGCCGCCAUCAACGCCCUCAGCACCGACAGCAGCCUGGAGCUGGACGGCGUCCCCGUGAAGGCGCGCAAGACCGCCCCGGACCACUGUCCCUCCGUGGCGCUCAAGGUGGAGCCGGCGGGCGAGGCCCUGGGGGCCACGCCGCCCCCGUCCGAGUUCCUGCCCGAGGAGUUCCUGUCCUUCCAGCACAUCCGGAAGGGGGCCUUCUGCGACCAGUACCUGUCGGUCCCGCAGCAUCCGUACCAGUGGGCCAGGCCCCGGUCCCCGGCAGCCCACGGCAGCCCGUCCCUCCCCGCCCUGGACUGGCAGCUGCCGUCGCGCUCGGGACCCUACGAGCUGAGGAUCGAGGUGCAGCCCAAGCCCCACCACAGAGCCCACUAUGAGACGGAGGGGAGCCGGGGGGCCGUGAAGGCGUCGGCCGGAGGACACCCCAGCGUGCAGCUACACGGCUACUUGGAGAACGAGCCACUCACACUACAGCUGUUCAUCGGGACGGCCGACGACCGCCUGCUGAGACCCCACGCCUUCUACCAGGUCCACCGGAUCACGGGCAAGACCGUCUCCACCACCAGUCACGAAGCCAUCCUCUCCAACACCAAAGUCCUGGAAAUCCCACUGCUGCCGGAGAACAACAUGCGAGCCAUUGUGGACUGUGCCGGGAUUCUGAAGCUUCGAAACUCGGACAUUGAGCUGCGGAAAGGGGAGACGGACGUCGGGAGGAAGAACACCAGGGUGAGGCUGGUCUUCCGGGUCCACAUCCCACAGCCCAACGGCCGGACGCUGUCUCUGCAAGUGGCCUCCAACCCCAUCGAGUGCUCCCAGCGGUCGGCCCAGGAGCUGCCCCUCGUGGAGAAGCAGAGCGCAGCCAGCUGCCCCGUCCUCGGCGGGAAGAAGAUGGUCCUGUCUGGCCACAACUUUCUGCAAGACUCCAAGGUCAUUUUCGUGGAGAAAGCACCAGAUGGUCACCACAUCUGGGAGAUGGAGGCGAAGAUGGACAGAGACCUGUGCAAGCCGAACUCGCUGGUGGUCGAGAUCCCGCCUUUCCGCAACCAGAGAAUAACCAGCCCCGUGCAAGUCAGCUUCUAUGUCUGCAACGGGAAGAGAAAGAGAAGUCAGUACCAGCACUUCACCUACCUUCCUGCGAACGCUCCUGCCAUAAAAACAGAGCCCACCGAUGAUUACGAGCCUGCCCUGACCUGUGGACCAAUGAGCCAGGGCCCGAGCCCACUCCCCAAGCCGUGCUACAGCCAGCAGCUGGUGAUGCCGCCUGACCCGGGCUCCUGCCUGGUGGCUGGCUUCCCACCCUGUCCACAGAGGAGCACCAUGGUGUCACCGCCCCCCAGCACCAGCCCGAAGCUCCACGACCUCUCCUCCGCCACCUACAGCAAGGGCAUGGCCAGCCAGGGCCACGGUCACCUCGGACUUCAGCGGCCGGCCGGAGGGGUCCUCACCGUUCCGGAGACGCCGAGACCCGUGGGCGUGCACCCCGGCCCCCCCCAGCAGCCGCCUCCCGCCCUGCUGCGACCACAGAGCCGACCUGUUUGCAGUCCUGCAGCCCCACCCACCCAUCCGAGAUGGGCCGCCAGCAGCACCGACUGCCGAAGGCUCCGAGGAGCGAGUCCGCAGCCCCCCGGCCUCUGCUGCUGCCCGAGGUGCAUGAGGACAGUAAUCAUAGUCUGGCCCCCAUUCCCGUAACGGUCAAGCGAGAGCCUCAGGAGCUGGACCAGCUGUACCUGGACGACGUAAAUGAAAUAAUACGGAACGAUCUCUCCAGCACCAACAUCCGAUCAUAGCUGCCCACACGGAACUCACUCGGAAGCCGCGCGGUGUCGGCUUGGCCGCUGACGGUCAAGCUCCGACACAGGACUUCUGAGUAGACCAAACACAUCCCUGGUGCCCGUCAGAACUCCAGCUUACUGAAGAUUUGCAUCGUACGCUCAAAGAAGUAGCUCUGUGACAGGGAGGACGGACCGAAGGGGGCAGGGAAGCGAGUGCGCCUCUCGCGGGGCCCCCCGGGGCACCCCCGGACUUCAGGACUGGAAGUGCCUUAUUAAUCAGACCCCAGCAUCAGGGCGCCAUAGGAUGGAGCACUGAGUCUGCCACCAGGAGGGUAUUUGUAGGAGCAAAAGCUAUAAAGACGCUUCAUCAUGAGGCUUUCUCUUUUGUAUAAAUUAGGAGAAUACUGGCAAGCUAGGCAUUGUGAGAAAAACCUAACACGCGCUUCCUGCUUUUUAUCAGCUUCCCUUGGGCUGCAAAGUGCAGCCUGUUGCCUUAUUCAGCGCAUUUUAGGGAUUUUUUAUUCUGUCCUUUCUGGCGUCACCAGCUCCCUCCCCUGCGUUACCGAAACCAUAGGAUUGUUAAUUGUAGCAUGCUAGGGUUUUGUUUUUAAUCUGGCUUCGAACGUAGCGCAAGUAAGAUGAUAGCACAAGAUAUGUUGCUGGACAAAAAAAGAAGUCUGUCCGCCGCAGGACAGAUCUUGCAUUUGCAUGGAUGUACCGUUACAGGCACAUAUUUAUGUACAGAUAAAGAAUGACAGAGUUGGUGAUGUGCGGUCUUUGCCCAGCAAGGGCUGCCGAGUUAGCAAUAACCCGUAUCCGUUCUGGAAAACGCAUCUAAGACAAAAUCUGGCUUUUCAGCUGCGUCCACGGGGGUGCAUCUCCUGUCCUCCGGGUCCGCGUUGUCUUGGGCGGCGUCGCCGGCCGAACUCGUCAGAAAGCCAGGAGAGGCGUUCUUGAUGCCCAGAUGUUACCAAACAGCAGAUGGGAAAGCAACUGUAAAUAACAUCACGAAAGGAGUGUAAUAUAUUUGUUCAGCUGUAAGAUUAUUCCUUCACAGAAGCCUUACAACUCUGGUUCGUCUAAGAAAACAGUUACCAAAAAUGUUUUAAUGCGCAGCAUUUGUAGUUCGUUCCCGAUUAGUUACUGUUAACACGUAGGUUAGCUAAGCUCUACUGCUCCCCCUGCAUCUGUACAAUUAACAGCUUAUUACACGUUAUUACUCGCCGUGACCUGUUGUUUCACAUAACCAAAAAGCAUGGUUUAAUUAAACAUGUUUAACCCGAUAAUUGUGCCUUAGGAAUUUAUGCCCCCUCCUGGAACAUGCCUGAAUUGCACCCUCGGGUGGAGGAUGUAAGUUACAGGAAUUAAACAUGAUGUUAUGGUGGAGAAAGCCCUCCCUCAGAAUUAUUUUUAAAAUGUUCUUCUGUACAAUUAUGUGUCAUCGUUGUUGGACUCCCAGAAAGAACACAAACCUGAAAAUAUUUGUAGCAUUUGCACACAGCUGUGAAGAGCGACGGCAUAGGGCUCCUCACAGGCCACGGCCCCGCCUGCCACCUAGACCUUAGCCUGCACUUAGCCCCCCAGGACUCGCAUGAAACUCUUCUCAGUAAGCUGUCUAUGGAAAGGAACUGUUUGGCAUCUGUGUCCGCUCUCCUUGUAGCUAGGAAAUAGACCCAAUAAAGCAGUAUUUUUUUGCUGGACAA
Molecule: messenger RNA, 4815 nt
Organism: Mirounga angustirostris (Northern elephant seal)
Lineage: Eukaryota; Metazoa; Chordata; Mammalia; Carnivora; Phocidae
Gene: NFATC1
Product: nuclear factor of activated T cells 1
Exons: 11
Coding region: 396-3029 (877 amino acids)
Biological process (GO): cytokine production; calcineurin-NFAT signaling cascade; regulation of transcription by RNA polymerase II
Cellular component (GO): transcription regulator complex
Molecular function (GO): transcription factor binding; RNA polymerase II cis-regulatory region sequence-specific DNA binding; DNA-binding transcription factor activity, RNA polymerase II-specific
Source: RefSeq, a predicted model, not a curated record